This is a messenger RNA of Endocarpon pusillum Z07020, 666 nucleotides long. RefSeq lists its product as uncharacterized. Gene Ontology annotation, molecular function: transmembrane transporter activity. The coding region runs from base 1 to 666 and encodes 221 amino acids. Gene Ontology annotation, cellular component: membrane. NCBI's taxonomy places the organism in Eukaryota, Fungi, Ascomycota, Eurotiomycetes, Verrucariales, Verrucariaceae. The record is from RefSeq and is a predicted model, not a curated record. Gene Ontology annotation, biological process: transmembrane transport. The transcript has a single exon.
AUGGGCUCCAUGGACGACGUGCUCAACUCGGGCUUCCCUAUUACCACGAUUCUACUUCGCGUCACGGGCUCUGUCAAAGCCACGACUGCGAUGCUUUCUGGCCUCUUUGUCAUCUGCUAUUGGGCUACCAUUGCCUCUAUCGCCUCCGUCUCUCGUCUCACCCGGGCCUGGGCCCGUGAUGGUGGUCUACCCCGAUGGUUUGCCUUCGUCCACCCUAAGCACCUCGUACCUAUUCGCGCUGUUUGGCUGUCACUCAUCAUUGUCAUGCUCAUAUCUCUCCUCAAUGUUGGAUCCACCGCCGCUUUUGGCGCCAUUACUGCACUUUGCUCAUUCGCCCUCUACUUCUCUUACGCCAUCGCCAUCGCCUCCAUGCUCUACGCGCGCUGGAGCUCUGUCCACGGCGGCAAGUCACUUGAGCUCGGUGCCUGGAACUUGGGUCGCUACGGUGUCUAUAUCAACAGUUUCGCCCUUACCUACACCAUUUACUGCAUGAUCUGGCUGCCGAUUCCCGGCACGCUGCCUGUGACUGCGGUGAAUAUGAACUAUGCAAGCCCGAUUUUUCUGUUUGUUUUCUUCUUUGCGCUCUUCUUGUGGUUCCUCUGCGCGAGAAAGCAUUGGGAGGGCCCAAAUGUCGCCAUCAUCGAGUUUAUCAAGGCUCAAGAAUAA